Molecule: messenger RNA, 453 nt
Organism: Closterium sp. Naga37s-1
Lineage: Eukaryota; Viridiplantae; Streptophyta; Zygnematophyceae; Desmidiales; Closteriaceae
Source: the annotation of a GenBank genome assembly
AUGCUCGCUGGUCACUUAGGUUGCCCCCGUCGCCUUCGCCUGCCCGCGACGCCUUCGGUUCCUUCGCUCCCGCGUCGCCCUCCCUUCCCCCCAUCCCCUUCCCUGCUUCCCCCCAUCCCCUUCCCUGCAUCCCCCCAUCCCCUUCCCUGCUUCCCCCCAUCCCCUUCCCUGCUUCCCCCCAUCCCCUUCACUGCUUCCCCCCAUCCCCUUCCCUGCUUCCCCCCAUCCCCUUCCCUGCUUCCCCCCAUCCCCUUCCCUGCUUCCCCCCAUCCCCUUCCCUGCUUCCCCCCAUCCCCUUCACUGCUUCCCCCCAUCCCCUUCACUGCUUCCCCCCAUCCCCUUCACUGCUUCCCCCCAUCCCCUUCACUGCUUCCCCCCAUCCCCUUCACUGCUUCCCCCCAUCCCCUUCACUGCUUCCCCCCAUCCCCUUGGGGAAAUGCCCGUCGCAAGUGA